CAAAUCCCUCUCUCUGUGUGAAAAAAAUCUCUCCUUCUCUCUUUGUGCUUUUGAACCUUCUAGAAUGGCUUACUCAAGCGCUGCGAUUCUUGUGCUACUGGCUGCAAUGUUGGUUUGCUCCACUAUAGCACAAUCUCCGGCGUCUUCUCCGGCAUCCUCUCCCACAAAAUCUCCACCCGCCAAGUCUCCGUCCUCUCUGGCACCGUCUCCGGCCGCGAAUCCACCAGUUUCUGUGCCUUCUCCUCACUCGGCUGCUCCGACCGUCAACUCUCCGCCGUCACCUCCUCCAGCGUCCUCCGAUGCUCCGGCGAACCCUCCCUCAUCGAUCUCCUCUCCACCAGCUGAAGCUCCUGGUCCUGCCGCGAACGGUGCCGCUUCGAACCGCUUCGCAGUCGCUGGAUCUGUGGCUGUUGCAGCACUCGUUGGAGUUUUGGUUUUCUAGAUGAGCAUUUUACAGUCAGGCUUAUGGAUUCUUAAGUAUUUCUUUAUGUAAUUAAUUUUAUUCAUUUCGGCUAUUGAUUUUAUGUUAUAUUAUAUUUGAGUUUACUGGUUA
Molecule: messenger RNA, 553 nt
Organism: Corylus avellana
Lineage: Eukaryota; Viridiplantae; Streptophyta; Magnoliopsida; Fagales; Betulaceae
Gene: AGP1
Product: arabinogalactan protein 1
Source: RefSeq, a predicted model, not a curated record